Messenger RNA from Papaver somniferum (opium poppy), 2175 nucleotides. RefSeq names its product putative F-box protein At5g50220. The record is from RefSeq and is a predicted model, not a curated record. Lineage: Eukaryota; Viridiplantae; Streptophyta; Magnoliopsida; Ranunculales; Papaveraceae. The transcript is spliced from 5 exons. Bases 378 to 1649 code for a protein of 423 amino acids.
AAGUGCAUUUAAAUCCGGUAAAGAAUUUUUCUUUCCUUCUCUUAUUUUGAGCGGGAGAAAGAGGGGAAACAUAAAACCCUAGGUGUUGCUUCGUGUUGGGAGAUUUGUUCAGGAAUUCCGAAAAACGAGGGAAGAAAAUCUGUAUUCUUAUAUCUACUCCGAAAUUGGGAGCUGGGAAAUGGAUCGCAAAGGGAGUUCUGAAGUGGAAGUGGCAUCCCUCCCUGGAGCUAUUACUGGCGGUGAUAUUACUAACUUCAAUACUUGUCUAAUUUUGAAUAAAGAUACUACUGGAAUUGUUGGUAACCCGAGUUUCAGUAUUAGGCUUGAUAAUGAUAUUAUAGUUAGUGAGAUACUAAGCAGACUCCCUGAAAUCACUUAUGCGGUUUAAGUGCGUGAGCAAACAUUGGUUGUAUCUGAUUGAAGAAGACUCCUUCUUUAUUGAUUUACAUCUCACUCGAUCAAAAGCGCGCCCAUCUCUUGUUUAUCUGAUUUCACUGCCUUCAGUCAUUAAUCAACAAUUCUCAGAAAUCAGAUGUAAGGGACAGGACGAGGUUUUCUUGAAAUCAGAUUUAUCACUUGAAGGCAUAGGCAGAGCAGACAUCCACACCAUGAGGAAAAUAGAUAUGUUUUGUUGUGAUUUUAUUUUAAGACCCAUAAAUGGGUUGAUGUGUUUUGUCGAUUAUCACAAGCAUGCUGUUUGCAUAUACAAUAUAAGGACGAGAGAAGCAUCACCCUGGAUUCAAUCAACACUGUUACUAGAUGAAAAAGAAAAGCAUCCUGAAACAAACGCUCUAGAUUACCAUGUUACUUCAUAUAAAUUUGGAUUUGAUCCUACCACAAGGGAGCACAAAGUGUUAUGCAUGUGGUAUAUAACUGUAGGAGAAGUGGACAAUUGUUUACAAGAAGAUAUGGAUGACGUUAUUGAAGUUUGGGAGAUUUUUACUUUAGGCGAUGGUUCUUGGAGAAGGAUACCUGAAGUGCCACCUUAUCUUCGUGAUAGUUUGCCUUGUGCAUAUGUGAAUGGUUCUAUUUAUUGGUGCACUGACAUGUUUAUCAGGCGGGAAAAUUGGAGCAAGCCUUCAUGUGUAGUAGCAUUUGAUUUUGGAACUGAGAAAUUUAGGGAAAUCCAAAUCCCUGAAGUUAUCUGGGAUCAACCUUUGGAUCCUGAUAAAAGCUUCAACGGUUACAUUCGUCUAGUAGAACUUGAUGGCCGUCUAGGUAUACUACGGAGGAUAAAUCCUUUUAUUUCCAAGCUAUGGAUAUUUGACGACCAAAGAUAUGGCAACGAGAAGGUCAACAAAACUAAAUCUGCAAGUGGUGAAAUUUGGAUCGACGAAACUAUCACUUCACCCUUUCCUUGGACUAAAACCUUGUCGCUUAAUGUUUAUCCUAUGGUUGGAACACGCCAAAUGGUCUUACAAACUUAUCAAGGUGCUGCUAGAUAUAUGAAUAACGUGCUCUUCAUUCUUACCAUUGGAAAGAAAAAACUUUUACAGAGAUUACUACCAGCAGGGCUCCCCUUUCAGUUCCAGAUGCUUGCUCUAUCAAAAUGUUUACUACUUUUGUUGAAAGCCUUGUGCCAGUUCAGAGGAAGAGUAGAAUGUAUGAUGGUAUAUCCUCUACAAAAAUGGGUAUGCACUCUGAAAUGAACUUUUGAUUGUUGUUGGAGCCUGGUUUGAACGUUGGAAAGUGUUCAAGAAUCAGGAAGGCUCGUUUGGGAAACGGAAAGAUUGUGAAUUUGAUACCUCCUUUUCUUUGAAAUAGUUGAUGAGUUUCUCAGAACUUGCAUCAAGUAAAGAUUGCAUUGAAGUAGAUGAAGAUUCUUCUACAUGUUUGGCCUUCUUUUGGGAGUCCUGUCUUGGUGACCUUUGACGACUAACCGACGCGUUACCUUCAGAAGGUGGGUUAUUGUGCGUUGGAUGAGCAGGUUCUAUCGCCAAUUUUUCGUCGUCUGCGGGUUCUGCAACCGAAUUGGAUUCUCCAACAUGUUCUAUGGGUUCAAUGUUGUUGUUGCCAUUACACAUGGUGUAAUCAAAACCCGAUUCAUGUUUAUAAAGUUGGUAACAUUCUUCAUGUUGAAAUGCUUUCCUAAACUGUGAUAUAUACUGAAUUCGAGCCUUCCGCGCCUACAAUUUUUUCAAAAUUCGAAAUCAGCACACACAUUUUUUCUCCGGU